CUAAAACGUGAAAGAGUCGACAAACAUGGCCACAACCAGCGACCGUGCCACCGCUCUCAAAGAAUUCGAGGAAACCAAGGCCGGAGUCCGAGGCCUUCUUGACUCCGGCAUCACCUCCAUUCCGGCCAUCUUCCACCACCCCAACAUCCACCUCUCAUUAAUCCCCACAGCCACCAGCAAUGUCUCCAUCCCCACUGUCGAUCUUUCCCUGCCCCGCCCCAUCGCCGUUGACCUUAUCCGUUCUGCAUGCCAAGACUGGGGCUUCUUCCAGCUCGUCAACCAUGGCAUCCCUCUCUCCAUCAUCGACAAGGCCAUCACCUCCGUCAAAUCCUUCCACGAGCUCCCAUCCACCGUCCGUUCACAAUACUACAAUCGUGAACGUGAUUCCCAGGUCAGCUACUUCUCUAACAUUGAUUUAUUCCGUUCCACAGCGGCGAGCUGGAGAGACACGUUGCAGAUCAGUUUCUGUCCUGUUCGACCGGAAUUGGACCGGAUCCCGGAGGUUUGCAGGGCGAAGCUGGUGACUUGGGAUGAGCAGGUGAAGGAGGUGGCAAGGGAAGUGAUGAGGAUGAUGUGUGAGGGCCUUGGAGUGGACCCGACGAGAUUGGAGGAGAUGACUUGUCUGGAGUGGAGGAGGAUGGUUUGUCACUACUACCCUCCUUGCCCGGAGCCUGAUAGGACGUUUGGGACCGUUGAUCACACGGAUCCCUCGGUUUUAACGGUCCUGCUUCAAGAUCAGGUUGGGGGACUUCAGGUGAAGAGAAAAGGGAAGGAUGAUGAGCAAGACUUUUGGGUUGACGUGAAGCCUGUUCAUGGUGCUGUUGUUGUCAACGUUGGUGACCUCCUCCAGAUAAUUUCCAAUGGUGAAUAUGAGAGUGUGCAACAUCGGGUGAUAGCUAACUCUAAUGAAGAACCAAGAAUAUCGAUUGCUGUCUUUUUCAACCCUGGAAAAAAAGGAGAGUUAGAUCUAUAUGGUCCUUUGCCAGAGCUAAUAUCAAUUGAAAAGCGAGCUCAGUACCGUUAUAUCAAGAUUUCAGAGUUCAUAAGGACAUUUCAAAGUAAAGAGUUAGGGAGUAAAUUUCUUCAACAUUUUAGGCUACCCUGAAAAUAAUAAAUGUUGAGCUGCUAUUGAACUUUCUAUAUUUACAGCUAUUUUCUUUUGUAAAACAUUAAAUAUAAAUUUUAA
Molecule: messenger RNA, 1186 nt
Organism: Dioscorea cayenensis subsp. rotundata (Guinea yam)
Lineage: Eukaryota; Viridiplantae; Streptophyta; Magnoliopsida; Dioscoreales; Dioscoreaceae
Product: 1-aminocyclopropane-1-carboxylate oxidase homolog 3-like
Exons: 2
Coding region: 26-1105 (359 amino acids)
Source: RefSeq, a predicted model, not a curated record